This is a messenger RNA of Sordaria macrospora k-hell, 2988 nucleotides long. RefSeq lists its product as uncharacterized. The record is from RefSeq and is a predicted model, not a curated record. Lineage: Eukaryota; Fungi; Ascomycota; Sordariomycetes; Sordariales; Sordariaceae.
AUGGCUGUCAACAUGAACGGCCCGAUGGCGCGUCCCGGCCCAUCACAUCACACUAAGGUGCACAACAGGAAGGAGGAAUGGGAGGAUUGGUCCGACAAUGAGCCAUUCACCCCGAUUCAAGAGGAGGAUGGCGAGCUCACUCCCCUCACUCCGACCUUCAGCAGCCCUUACAGCACCAACAACAACUAUACGACGAAACCGUCAACACAACGCACAUCGUUCUCGACGGCUCGCCAUUCCAUGCAGAAAAUCAGGCGUAUGAAGUCCCGUCAGAGACAAAAGGCACAGAAUGCCAACCUUGGCAUCAAGGUGAUUACAGAUAUGACCAAGCUGAGGCAGCAGCAAUUACAACAACAGUUAGCCCACCAGGAGGCCCUGAACAAAGGAAAGGGAUCCAGCGAAAAGGGAAAGUUUGUGGACGCGGCUGCCCUGAACGCACUAGAAGGAAUGGCUUCUGACGAAUCUAUCGGGACUUUUGCUUGGCUAAGGAAGAAGAGGACCAGUCCAGCUUCCGCUACUCCCAUCGAGAGGAGGAUGGAUCGGCUUGCGGUAGACACACCUACCUCGGCCGAGCUUUCACCAAGUGUUGGCGGUAUCAUGAUCGGGUUCGCCAUGCCCUCAGACUCGAAUGUCGUCAUCAGUCCACAAACUGCCGUCGUUGAUACACCGGUCGACUUCGACAAGUACUUCUCUCCGCCUCCCACAGGAAAACUACCCGUCUCAGUCUGGUCACCAGACACUCCGGAUUCCCAAUGCACCAUCAACUCGUAUAGGACAGCAGGUCCCAGUGCUGGCACGGUGCCGGCUGUCCCUGCGGUGCCCAACAAGUAUAGAGAUACCCGCGCGACGGAAUUCUAUCUCAGCGACAAUGAAGAUGAUCUACUCACUCCAAUGGGUUAUGGAAAACCGCGCCCACCCAGAGUUACGACCACAGCCUAUUUCAGCGACGAGGAUGACGACAUGGCGACACCGGUUACUCUGUUCGAGGAGGAUGGAAGUCCCGUGGCAACGCGACAGAGGUCCAUCAUCAAAGCAAAGAGCCCUGUGUCUGCGACAUUAACCGCACGGUCACAACAAGGCUGGUGGGAUCAGAUUACUUCGCCAUUCACACAAAGCCCGGUAAUGUCAAAGACCCCUGUUGCUAGCAUUCGAGAGGAGGACGACAAACAGGAGUGGUGGAAGACGGGCAACAACAAUGGGUCUUUGUCUCCCAACAACAAUGCCCUUGCUCAGGGGUCCACGGGAAGUGCCGUGAGGGCCAAUCGACCUCCCAUGAUAGUUAUUGAGGAUGUCUCGCAAGUAGAGGCCUCUUCUUCCUCUUCUUACAACCCGUUUGCGACAUCGUCAACAGUGAUAGCAUCUUCUUCCUCAGCAGCAGCGAUGCCGACAACAGCACCGAUGGCUCAACAACCGCAAUCAUAUGCCGAGAAAGCACGCAUAUUGAUCGAGGAGAACGAACCGACGGCCGCAGAAUUGCCUCCCCCGUACUCGCCCCCGAAGAAGAACCAAAGUGCCCGGAAUGUCCAGACCGCCGAGAAUAUCCGAUAUCGAGCAGUCUUUCCUUCCACUCAUCCGCUGAACUCCAUGUACCCGCCGUCUCCAGGCCCAGUUUCUCCUGGUCUGGCACAGACGAUGACCUCACAAGGCGCGAUCGACUUGCCCCAUGUUCCUGCAAGGCCGCCUCCAGCCAGACCUGCGGUCCACCAUAGGGAAUUCCCAGCGCCGCCGCUCCGUGCCUUCGCACCCGCUACUCAAAGGCUGAAGGCCGAAGAAAAACGGUGCCGCAAUGAGAAGGAGGACGCCAUGGCACGCAAGGAUCCGCGCUUCUGGAGUUGUGCUCUGCCUAAAGACCAGACUGCCCAGGCGGAACCUUUUGCUGCCGAUCAGCCCAAUUUCAUUAUCCAGAUCCAAUACGACAACAGCACACAACAAGCGUGGAAUGUCACAGGCCAGGCAAUCCCUACGCCUACUCCCACUAAGGAUGCUGAAGCCUCUGCUUCACCGUCCCAAACUGGGAGCAUCAAAAGCUCCGUUACUAAUGGUACCGAAGCAAAUCAGACGAGGGGACAACGCCCACAAUCGGGCGGUGAACCGAUGGGCUUCAUCUCGGUUUUCAAGAGACUUUUGGGUCGUCAGAUCCAGCAAACUCCCAGCGCUGGGUUUAUUCCGCGCCCAUCUCCGCCCGAAUUUCAAGAUAUGUACUUCCUGGGAAACAACACGGAUGGUAUUGUGUCGGCAGGCAAAGCCGGAGAACCGACUCCGUUCUACAUCAGCAUUCUUCGCACUCUCGAUGGUUCGGUUGGGCCCAGCAUGCUCGCCCGUCGCGACCCUGAAGUUGAUUCUGCCUCCAAUCAGCUCAACAGGCGGCAAUCCAAUGGCGCCAUCGAUCUUUCCUUUAUCCCACCAGUCUUGAAUCCCGACGGAACCGGGGCUCCAGCCUUGCUCAUGCCCUUCCCUACGCAGCAGCCUCUCCGCCUCUUCGACCGCGGGUUGCCGACCGAGCACUUUGGCUUUUACACCUACUUCAACAAGACCGUCUACAUCAGCGGCGACGCCUCGUCCGACCGCGUCGGCGGCUCCACCGCCUCCGACUCCAAGUUCGUCAUCACCUGGCUCUCGGCGCGCUACAAAGUGGAAAUCUGGACGGGGCAGGUGAACGCAACCCGCCUGCUUGGGUCGCAAUCCAACGGCGGGGCUGCGAGCAACAACAGCACGCGCCCGGGUUCUUUCCCAUACCCCGUCACAGUCACGCUGGAUACCCAUGGUGGGAUCCCGGGACGCAAGUUUGCGUUUAGUCGCGGGGUCGCAGCUGGGGGCAAAAUCUUGAUGAACGAUACCAAGUUUAUUCUGAAUAACAUGAACCAGACGGGUGAUUGGAUCAAUCCCGGCGCGACGUUCAAUCCGAGUUUUGGCGGUAUGGAUGGAGGUACAGGAGGUUGUCAGUGCAGGUAUACCAACUGGGUGAAGUUGAAUGCAGGCGAUGCUUGA